Exophiala oligosperma is the source of this 1059-nucleotide messenger RNA. RefSeq lists its product as uncharacterized. The record is from RefSeq and is a predicted model, not a curated record. Gene Ontology annotation, biological process: nucleoside metabolic process. The transcript has a single exon. Bases 1 to 1059 code for a protein of 352 amino acids. Lineage: Eukaryota; Fungi; Ascomycota; Eurotiomycetes; Chaetothyriales; Herpotrichiellaceae. Gene Ontology annotation, molecular function: catalytic activity.
AUGGCGUCCCGUGAAGACUACUCGGUCGGAUGGAUUUGUGCACUGCCCAUUGAGGUAGCAGCUGCCAAAGCUGCCUUCGAUCGCAUCCACGACCCUAUCCUGUCACCGGGUCCAGACUUUGACGACAUCAAUAACUACAUCCUGGGAAGUGUCCGAGGUCACAAUGUCGUACUCGUGUAUCCGAGGUUGGAAACGUGUGAGUAUGGUCAAAUGUCGACAUCGUUGACGAAAAUCGCCACGCAGUUGCACGCGACCUUCAAAUCUGUCCGAUUCAAUCUGAUGGUUGGAGUCGCAGGAGGAGUGCCAGGCACCAAGGAGGACAUUCGUCUCGGCGAUGUCGUUGUGAGCAAAUCGAAUGCUGGCAGGCAUGGCGUUAUUGAGUACGACACAAAUGGAAAACAAGCGGAAGGUCAGGCCAUUCACGACAAAGCUUUGUCCGCAGAUCACCAGCCAUCGCCGUUACUGCUCGCAGCUACAGGCAAGGCCGAGACGGCCGCCAUCUUCGAUGAAAGUCAGGUGGCCCAGUACAUUUCCGACAUCAUUCGGAAAGACCCUACCACUUUUGCCUAUCCAGGCCCAGAACAAGACAUCCUCUUCGAGUCCGACUAUGAUCACACCACUGAGUCCGAAGGCAACGGAUGUGACCAUUGCAACCCGGACAGAAUCCGGCCUAGGCAGCCGCGUGACGAGCCACAGGACGUUAUGGUUCAUUACGGCCUCGUUGCUUCCAGCCAUAUUUCGAUGCGCCACGGAGUGACUCGGGACAAGAUUGCGCACGAGCAAGGAGUUCUCUGUUUUGAGACCGAAGCUGCUGGUCUUGAAGAUGCCUCAAAGUACUUGAUCAUCCGAGGAAUCUGCGACUAUGCCGAUUCACACACGUCCAAUCUAUGGCAUGCUUACGCUGCCGCAGCUGCGGCAGCAUAUGCCAAAGAGGUCCUCUCGUUCAUUCCCACGGUUCCCAAGAGGAUAUUCCUGGCACCAAACACAUAUUCCGAAGCGGCACCAGAAGAGGGACUAGUAGAAGAAGAGGAACAACAAUGGUCCAGAACAAACGGCUGA